GGUGGCAGGCAGCAGUCCGAGCUAGACACCGUACGCGCUUACAACCCCCGCGGCCCGAGGAACACGCCGGUGACGCAAUUACACUGCAAACCCACUCACCUGAGUGAGUGCCCCACCCCCGCCUUAAUUUUCAUUUCCGACACCGCCAGUAGAGCGCGGAUCGCGAGUCUCGCAAGUGACAGGGCAGCGUUCAAAUCGCGUCGACGCUACUGUUGUUGUUUGUCAUUUCUGCGUAUUCGUGUGCCCCAAUUCGAGUCGAUUUUUUUUGGUCCGAAUUUGUGUAUGUGCAGCUCGCAGGGUAGUAAGACUAUCGUGAACCGUGGAGGCCUCUUUUAACACGACGAAGAGAGGUCGGCACCCUCUGGGAGACAGCGUGUCCCCUCUGCCUGCCGCCACUCCACCGUCCCUUAAGAGGGCUCGCCACGAGUCCGGCUCGUUAACACCACCUGAUCAGGAAAUGGAAGCACCCUUAGGAGUCACCCUGAGCCAGAGCAUGGAUUCUGUCAACACCAACAAUGGGGAAGAAGAGGUCCGAACGUUAUUCGUUAGCGGAUUGCCAAUGGACGCCAAACCAAGAGAAUUAUAUUUAUUGUUCCGAGCCUAUGAGGGUUACGAGGGUUCUCUGCUCAAAGUUACGAGUAAAAAUGGUAAAACUGCAUCGCCCGUAGGUUUCGUAACUUUCCACACGAGAGCUGGAGCGGAAGCGGCAAAACAGGACCUGCAGCAGGGCGUAAGGUUUGACCCCGACAUGCCUCAGACCAUCAGACUGGAGUUUGCUAAAAGUAACACCAAGGUUAGCAAGCCUAAACAGCAAGCUGCUAGUGCCGCCAAUACGCACCCAACUCUGAUGCACCCCCUCACAGGACAUCUGGGCACGCCGUUUUUUCCAGGGGCCCCCGAGCUAUGGCACCAUCCUCUGGCCUAUUCUGCCACCGAGCUACCUGGGGCUGCCCUACAACAUGCGACGCUAGUUCAUCCGGCACUCCACCCUCAGGUUCCACAUUCGAUGUCGUUACCGCCACCAACAGCGCUGACCUCGGUGCAUGCCUCUCUGCCACACUUUUUACCAAGUCCUGCCUUGGCUUCUCCCGUGGGAUCGUCAUCAUCCCAGCCUGGAAUGGGAGUAAGCAAUCCGCCCUGCUCCACGCUCUUCGUGGCUAAUUUGGGCCAGUUUGUGUCGGAGCACGAGCUCAAGGAAAUUUUCGCGAGGGAGCAACAAAGGGAGAAGAAAAUGGACAAUCUUAAUACAUACAUGCAACUGAGCACUUGACAGCGAACCAUGAUUGUGGCAGGACACACCGGUUGAAUUUGAUGGGCCAGAAAUUCAACUGUACGAUGUACUUAUCUCUGCAAUUAAUUCUUGAACGUAUAUUAUUAAUCUCCUUUGAAUUUUUCGAAUGGAAAAAAUUAUUUGCUUAUCGAUAGGAACCAAUUUAAUGAAAACUUCUCAACUUUGUGAGGUAUGUUACCUGAAUUAUAGAAAAUUAUAAAGGAGGACUUCUUGGAAUUGAAAACGGUGUAUCGAGCUUUCUGAAUUUUUAUUUUGGGCUCGCUCUUUUCAACUAAUGUACUUUUGCUGGUUUAAGCCCUUUAAAAAUAUUUACGAAUGAUGAUUGAUAGAAACAAACCAAAGGUGCCCUAACUUAAGUUAUAGAUUGUAACUAAUAUUGUACCCUUUUUGAUUAGUAUUAUUUGUGUAUGUAUUUUUAACAUUCCUAGCAAUUCUGGGAUAUUUCAGUUUAUUUGUGUUGGUUUUAUUUUGUGUUGUGGCAACUUCAAAAAAUUUAUUCAUAAAAAAAUUGACGUUAAUUCGCCGAUUUACAAUCAAUCGUAAAUGUCAAAUUUUUGGUCACUGCGCAAAAUAUGACCAACAUCCAUCUAGUUAGUCCUAGACAGAAUGUUAUAUGGUUAUCUAGUUAUUGAUAAGACAUAGCUAAUAAGCUUUUCGAACAGUCAAAUUGAAUUUUAUUAGAAGAAAUAUUUAUAACGAUAUCAUCGAUAAACCUUUCGAAUACCUAUACAAACAUAAUGAAAUUAUUAUGAAAAAUUCGUUCAAGUAAUACAAUAAUUUCAGUAGGAGCUUCAGCUUAUAUUGGAAUCUGCAUUUGUUGAAUCGCAAUAUUGUAUAUUACAUGAGAUGAAUUAUCUAGGGUAAGUCGUAUGAUUUAUUUCAUUUUCUGACAUUCUCUCUUUGUUCUAAAAGAAUAUUAGAUUUAAGAAUCCAAAGUUAUUAACGAAGUACAACAGAAUAAGUUUUUUCGCAUUUACAAAAAAUUAUUUUAAGUGCAUAAGAUUCAAAACCAAAUAUUUCUAACCUUACCCAGCGUAUUUUGUGAUAAUUUCACUGUUAACAUUUGCAUGAAACAUUUUUCAACUCGAUAUUAUUCGUUCAUAUUUUAUGUACCCAUAUUGUGAAACAACUACAUGGAAAUAAUAGCCAUUCGAUUCGAAAUGAUUUAAAAUUAUACAAAUUCAUAUACAUAUCUAAUAUGUCAUUGCGAAGUAUACUUUUUGAUAAAAACUAUUUGGACCUCCACGAGUGGGUCCGUAUUUGCAAUGAUAGUCUAAUAUAGGUACAUAAGUUAUUCACCAAAGGUUAAUUUUAAAAAAUUUCUGUUUUUGAGGGGGGAACGAUUUAAAAGAAUCAAUCGAUAAUUCAAACCAUCAGAUGGGUAUUUUUUACGUCAAUAUCAACGUUCUCCCCGUGAAAGCAGGGAAUGAAAUAAAUAAUAAUUAUUUUUAUAAAAUUUUCAAAUACCUAUUUUCAAAAUAACCAAAGUUACAAAUGGGUUCAAGAAUCCUUAGAAUUUAGGGGACAAUUGAUCACUAUCUUAUUAUCGGGUUUGUGUUGUUAUAGAUGUGUUAAAUUAUUGUCUUUGAUUCUAUUUAUUAUUUAUUAGAUUUUUUUUGUUGAGAACCAAUGUUUGAUCAAUGGUCCUCCGAUCAAUUUUUACUGAGACUUAAUUGGUAAAUUUGAAGUAGUGCUUUUUGUGUGAAGUAAAUGUGAUAUAUCUAUGAAAUAUCAAAGUAGAUGUAUUCUGUCUAAGUCAUUCCAAGAUUUUAAUCGAUUUGAUUCCUGCUAAGAA
Molecule: messenger RNA, 3086 nt
Organism: Coccinella septempunctata (seven-spotted ladybird)
Lineage: Eukaryota; Metazoa; Arthropoda; Insecta; Coleoptera; Coccinellidae
Product: protein couch potato
Exons: 8
Coding region: 458-1270 (270 amino acids)
Molecular function (GO): mRNA binding
Source: RefSeq, a predicted model, not a curated record